Messenger RNA from Scatophagus argus, 2407 nucleotides. RefSeq names its product zinc-binding protein A33-like. The transcript is spliced from 6 exons. Gene Ontology annotation, molecular function: zinc ion binding. The coding region runs from base 244 to 1626 and encodes 460 amino acids. Lineage: Eukaryota; Metazoa; Chordata; Actinopteri; Scatophagidae. The record is from RefSeq and is a predicted model, not a curated record.
GGAAACAGGAAGAGCUUAUCUCAGUACCUACGUUGCUCAUGCUAAUGUAUGUGUAAAGAUAAGGAAGAAAAUCCAGCAAAUAGGACAGUUAUCUUUGAAACAAGGAGUUUCUGAAUUUUUACUGAAGCCUUUUGGAACUAGAAAUACGAAACCUGAGCACCAGCUGAGCAAAUCUGUGAAAGUGAAAGUAAGUUGGCUGUCAGAGACAAGCAGGGACUGAAAAACGCAGGAGAAAUCAACAGAAUGGCUGCUAAUGCAUCAGAAUCUGAAAUGGACUGUACCUGCCCUGUUUGCUGUGAUAUAUUUAAGGAUCCUGUUAUCUUGUUGUGCGGUCACAGCUUCUGUAAGUACUGUCUGCAGGAGUGGUGGAGACAGAGUUCACUCAAAACCUGCCCAGUCUGUAAGAAAUUAUUUCCAAUGCCUCAGCCUCCUCGAAAUCUGGCACUGAGAAACCUGUCUGACAGCUUGAGACAAGAGAGGAGUCAGAGGACGUACUCGGUAUCAAAAGAGAUUUGCAGUCUUCACAGUGAGAAACUCAAGCUCUUCUGUGAGGAUGACCAACAGCUCAUUUGCGUGAUAUGUAGAGAUUCACAAAAACAUAAGAAACACAACUGCGUCCCAGUCAAUGAAGCAGCAGACGGCCAUAGGACCCAACUCAAGGUUGAUCUGAUGACCUUAAAAAGCAACCUUGGGAAAUAUGAAGCAGAAAAACUCAGGUGUGAUAAAUUGGACAAACACAUCAAGCUUCAGGCUCAGCAGACGGAGAAGACAAUCAAAGAGGAGUUUCAGAAGCUUUACCAGUUCAUGCAAGCAGAGGAGGCUGCUAGGAUUGAUGCAGUGAGGAAAGAGGCCACACUGAAGAGUGACACAAUGAAAAUCAGGAUUGUUAAUUUGACUGCAGAGAUCUCCUCACUCACAGACAAAAUUAAAACCAUAGAGAAGGAGAUGAAGGCUGAGGACAUCUCGUUUAUGCUGAAUGCGAAAUCCACUGUAGAGCGACUCCAAUGCAACCUGGCAAAACCAGAGACUCCAUCGGCCCUGGUUGAUGAGGCCAAACAUGUGGGGAACCUGCUGUUCACAGUCUGGAUGAAGAUGAAAAAUAUAAUUCAGUACACUCCUGUAAUUCUGGACCCCAACACUGCCGACUUGCAACUGACUAUAUCAGAACAGAUGACCCGUUCAACAAAAAGUGACAAGAGUCAGUCGCUACCUAACAACCCCGAGAGGCUGCGCAGCAUAGACGUUCUCGGCUCUGAAGGCUUUAGCUCUGGAAAACACAGCUGGGAUGUGGAGUUGGGGGAGUACUGGAGUGUUGGUGUGGCUACUCGAACAAAUGAUCCAAUCUCCAAAACAGUCUGGGGCAUCUACAUAUGUACUUGCACUGACAUUCUCCGUGAACUUACUCCAAGAGAUUAUGUGAAAAUUGUGUCUAAAGAUUGUUUUCCUCGAAAGGUCAGAGUGCAGCUAGAUUAUGACCGAGGAAUACUGUCAUUUGUUGACUUAGAUAAGAAAACACUUGUACAUACCAUUAAAGACACCUUCACAAAAAGGGUCUUUCCUUAUUUUAAAGAAAACGCAAAAAUCCUCCCAGCUGAAUUGUCAGUUAGGAUAAGACAAUCCACAUAAACAUUCUGCAUUACUGCAGAGGUUCAACAGCAAGACGAGGCUUUGAAAGCUUAAUGAUUCAUGAUAUCACCAACUGGUCGUCAGUUUUUAUUUCUGUUUAGUAGGUCUUCUCAUCUUUUUGACAUUGUGCGGGAUUUGCCUCUUUUCUUUUUCGUUUAGUCCACCUUAGAGAGGAACUCGACCAAUUUUACACAUGUUUACACAAAGUUUAAUUUAGUCACUAUACAUUGUAAAAACAGAUGUAUAAUGUUUGCUUUUGAAUUUUUGACCGCCUGAGUUACAGCUGGAGGGUGGGGCUUUGAAAGACACGGAAAUUUAGGUUUUAAUGAAAGAUGCUGUUGCGUUGCAUUAUGGGAAAUUUUUUCCCAUCCUUGGGACGACAUAUCUUCUUAUUUUAAUGUAGCUCUCAUGAGUCCCACUGCUUCACUGGAGUAUCUCCUUUGGGAAAAAAUGGAUGAUUUUGGUCUGUAUAAAUUACAAUCAUUUAACGUGUUCUAUUCUUUUAAUUCAUGCUUCAGACCAAAUUUAUAUGAAUUCAAAUGUAAAUAAAGCAAUUUCUUCAUGAGCUCUAGUUGUUUGUCAGGAACAUGAGAGCUUAACUGUAGUGCAUUGACAUCAAGUUUGCUAUAUACACUUUUUACCAUUCAUACAUAGAGUCCCAACUGUCUCCUGUAGCAUGGCUAUUCCGAUGAGUAUGUUUGUAAACGUAGUUGAAUGACAAUUAAGUGCAUAAAUAAACAAACAAACAAAUAAAUAAAAGAUUAAAGAAAAUACAAAUGCA